Molecule: messenger RNA, 1508 nt
Organism: Juglans regia (Persian walnut)
Lineage: Eukaryota; Viridiplantae; Streptophyta; Magnoliopsida; Fagales; Juglandaceae
Product: 2-methyl-6-phytyl-1,4-hydroquinone methyltransferase, chloroplastic-like
Exons: 4
Coding region: 294-1316 (340 amino acids)
Biological process (GO): methylation
Molecular function (GO): 2-methyl-6-phytyl-1,4-benzoquinone methyltransferase activity
Source: RefSeq, a predicted model, not a curated record
AGCAAACUAACCACAUAGAUUUAGCCGUCGUUUUCGACCAGUCGAUGACCCCAGGCCUGUGGUGCUCGUUUUCUCCCUCGGUUUCGAGACAUUCUUUCAGGCUUUCAGGGUUCUCAUAGUGAAUGAUUAUAACUCCAUACAUGAAGCACAUGAUUCUCACCGUGUGACCAACUAGAACCCAUUAUUUGGUUAGAUUAAAUUUCCUUUUGGGCUUUCUCUAUCUCACUAAAUCAGUGAACCCAGGUGAAAUAUCACUCGCUUUCCAUCUUGGGUUUUUGUGUUCUGAUAUAUUCAUGGCUUCUGCAAUACUCAGUGGAGCUGAAAACCUCACAGUCAUAAGAGGAAUAACCCCAAAUAGGUUAGGUUUUAUUGGGUCAGAUUUUCGUGGGAGGCAUUUUACCAGCACGGGUUUGGUGUCUAGUAGUAUGAUUUUCAAGACUAGAACCAUAGUCCCCAAGUGUAGUGUUUCGGCUCCAAGGCCAGCUUCACAGCCUAGGUUCAUACAGCACAAGAAAGAGGCAUUUUGGUUCUAUAGAUUCCUCUCGAUUGUUUAUGACCAUAUCAUAAACCCUGGGCAUUGGACUGAGGACAUGAGGGAAGAUGCGCUUGAGCCUGCUGAUCUCAGUGACCGGAAUAUGAUAGUGGUAGAUGUGGGUGGGGGAACUGGGUUUACCACUUUGGGGAUAGUUAAGCAUGUGGACGCCAAGAAUGUUACGAUUUUAGACCAGUCACCUCAUCAGCUUGCUAAGGCUAAGCAGAAGGAGCCCUUGAAGGAGUGCAAAAUAAUCGAGGGUGACGCAGAAGAUCUUCCUUUUCGUACUGAUUAUGCUGAUAGAUAUGUAUCUGCUGGAAGCAUCGAGUACUGGCCAGACCCACAGCGAGGCAUCAAGGAAGCAUACAGGGUGUUGAAACUUGGAGGAAAGGCAUGCAUAAUUGGCCCUGUUUAUCCAACAUUUUGGCUGUCUCGCUUCUUUGCAGAUGUGUGGAUGCUCUUUCCAAAGGAGGAAGAGUACAUUGAGUGGUUCAAAAAGGCUGGAUUUAAGGAUAUCAAGUUGAAAAGGAUUGGCCCAAAAUGGUAUCGUGGGGUUCGGCGCCAUGGGUUGAUCAUGGGAUGUUCUGUUACAGGAGUAAAACCCGCAUCUGGGGAGUCUCCUUUGCAGCUUGGUCCAAAGGCAGAGGAUGUAGCAAAACCUGUAAACCCUUUUGUGUUCUUCAUGCGCUUCAUUUUGGGUGUCAUGGCAGCUACAUACUAUGUUCUGGUUCCUAUUUACAUGUGGCUCAAAGAUCAAAUCGUUCCUAAAGGACAGCCAAUCUGAGAUUUCUAGCUGGUUGGCAGUUGCAGCUGAUUGUGACACUCUUAUAUGGAGUAUAUCAUGGUUAUUCUGCUUAAUCAAGCGAAUAAGUUUCUUGCCAGAAACUACUUCGUUUUGUGUUAAGGUGGCAAUAUUUCUGCUGAUGUAUGCUUUAUUAUUUUCUAAAAAAAAUGUGAUGUAAUGGAUUGCUUUUAA